AUGGAUGACUUCACCGCCGAGAUCCUAGCAAGCGGGCAGGACAAUACGGCACCAGCCCAACCGCAGGUUAACGAUGAGCCGCCCGCGCCUCGCCGGAGCCUGCGGUCCGGGUUCGCGGCAAGGGCAAGUAUCCAGGAUCGUCUAGUAGAAAAACUCCUCCAACAGGUGGUACCUGUAGAUGAUGACGUCGGACCGGACGGCCUCGUGGGCAGCGAGGACCAGACGUCGUCGGCCUUCGUGGAGCGCCCCAACUUUAACCUGACGACCAUGUCCAACAACUUCCGGCGGUUCAACGCGCGCAUAGGCGUCGUCUUCAAGUUCCAGGCCGAGGUGAUCCGUCUGCUGUCGUGGCACCGCCCCUCGCAGACCAUGUCCCUCCUGGCCGUGUACACGUUCGUCUGCCUGGAUCCGUACCUGCUGUCCGUGCUCCCGAUGGUCGCCCUGGUCCUGGGGGCGCUGGUCCCGGGCUUCCUGGCAAGGCACCCGGCCCCUCCCAAGGGCACGCUAUCGAGUGAGCAAGGGCUGGGGUACUCGGCGGGCGGGCCGCCCCUUGCGCCGGCGGCGACGGUCCGGCCGGUCAAGGAGCUGAGCAAGGACUUCUUCCGCAACAUGCGCGAUCUGCAGAACGUCAUGGAGGACUUCAGCGUGGGCCACGACCAGGUGGUGUCGCUGCUGGUGCCGCUGACCAACUUCAGCGACGAGGCGCUCUCGUCGGCCGUCUUCCUCGUGCUGGUGGUCGGCGGCGUCUUCAUGACCAUCACGGCGCACCUGCUGCCCUGGAGGUUCAUCGCCCUGGCUCUGGGCUGGGCGGCCAUCUGCUCCGGCCACCCGGGCGUGUCGCGGCUGCUGGCCGCCACGCACCGCGACCAUCUCAGGAGCCGUGAGGAGGAGGCCAGGUCUUUCUGGGACGCGUGGGUGGCGGGCGACGUGAUACUCGACUCGGCCCCGGAGACGCGCGAGGUCGAGGUCUUUGAGCUGCAGAGGGUGUCGGACGACGGCAGCGAGUGGGAGCCCUGGCUGUUCACCCCGUCGCCCUACGACCCCCUCUCGCAGCCGCGCAUCUCGGGCGACAGGCCCCGCGGCACGCGCUUCUUCGACGACGUCCUCGCACCCGAGGGCUGGCAGUGGAGCGAGAAGAAGUGGGCACUCGACUUGUGGAGCAGGGAGUGGGUGGAGGAGCGCAUCAUCACCGGCGUCGAGGUCGAGACCGAGGGCGAGAGGUGGGUCUACGACAUGUACGACGACAGGGACGACCAGACGGGCGUGGUGGAGGCCCCCGAGGCCGCGAAGCCGAGACCGCCCAUCCUGCAUCCUAGCUGGGAGGAGGGAGAGGACUCGUCCGUUAGGAGAGGGAGGUGGCGGAGGAGGAGGUGGGUGCGGCUGGUGAAGCGCAAGGCCACAUCGGCGACUACAUUGUAA
Geosmithia morbida is the source of this 1419-nucleotide messenger RNA. Its product is annotated as Integral peroxisomal membrane peroxin. The record is from RefSeq and is a predicted model, not a curated record. Gene Ontology annotation, cellular component: peroxisomal membrane. The coding region runs from base 1 to 1419 and encodes 472 amino acids. Gene Ontology annotation, biological process: peroxisome organization. The transcript has 2 exons. NCBI's taxonomy places the organism in Eukaryota, Fungi, Ascomycota, Sordariomycetes, Hypocreales, Bionectriaceae.